AAAUGGAAGUGAAGAAGAAGAAAAAUACAGGUGGGAAAGGAAGGUACUGUGUUGCUGGAGCACCUAACGAAACCAGCUGUACAAAUAAUAGUUACACGCCUGGAGUAUCGAUGCAUAUUUUCCCAAGAAACCCGCAGCAAAGAAGGCAGUGGGUCUCUUUCGUUCGAAGGCAUAGAGCCGGCUUCACUCCAUCUGCUACUUCCGCGUUAUGCUCAAUCCAUUUCAAACCGACUGACUUUGCGAGGAGAAUAGACAUUAGCAUUGGAAACCCAAGUGAAAACAUUACAAGCCUAAGAAGACUUGAAAUCGGAGCGAUUCCAACAAUCGAUGCAGCUGGAACCCUUUCAGGAACGCCGGAAAGUCAAAGGGAUAAACGGAAUGCGAGAAAGGCUUUAAAAAAAGCGAUAGACGACGAAACGAUAGCGAAGUUGCCUAACAUUGACCCUAAAACCAAAGACACUGCCGAUCCCUUCAUCCUUGAAUCAGUUCAAUGCUCAAGUGAGGCUCAUUCAGACGAAUCUGUAGACACCCUAACCACAACAAAAGAAGCUAGCUGCCUUAAAUGUCCAGUUUUGUCAGCUAAGCUAGUUACAUGCCAGAAAAAGAACAGUAGGCUAAAGAAAGAGGUGAAGAUGCUGAAAAAGAGAGUACAUGAGUUGGAAAACCAGAAUGACGAUCUAUCCAGCUCUGAUGAUGAGGAAACGAAUCACCAAGAUGCUGAUGGUGACAUUUAUUAUUAUGGAGAAUCGGAAGAUGAUGGUGGAAAUGAUGUUUUGUAUGAUGUUUUAGAAGAGAAUGAUAAUUUGGAUUCUAGUGACAGUAAUGUUGAUUAUGGGGAGGCAGAAUCAGGUGGAGAAGAACCGGAAGAAACAAUUGAAGAUGCCUUCACUAAUGCCACUAUGAGAAAAACAAAAAAUGCAAUCAAGUAAGUAUAGAACAUUUAAACACAAUAGUAAGAUAGGGAUUAAUACAGUAAAGGCACUAGUUAAUAUUUUACUGAAGACAAAAUGGCUUGACAAUUAUAUCCACUCACAUUAUAUAGAUUGACAGAUAUUUAUUUAGAUAGAUUCAAGCUAUCAAUGAAGAUGCUUUCACUAAAUUCUCAUACCUUCGCUAUGUUACUGUUCUUGGCCACAUGAAUAGUAUUUAAUACAUUUUAUUUCUUUGCAUUAGCAAGGUUUUUAAUGAUACCUAUUUUAUGCAGCAUCGAGGAAAAUAUUUCAACCCAAGACGAACCAAAGUUCAUUGUAUUUCAAUCAAUGUUGGUGGCAUUAUUUUCUUUGUUCUGCUUCAAAUGUGGAGAAAAGAAACCAUGGGUUGAAUUUGUUAAGUAUGGUACCAUGGUAAAGGUCAUCCAGUCAUGCAGGAAAUGCAAAAGAAAAUUCAUCUGGAGCAGCCAGCCAUUGG
This is a messenger RNA of Rhopilema esculentum, 1407 nucleotides long. NCBI's taxonomy places the organism in Eukaryota, Metazoa, Cnidaria, Scyphozoa, Rhizostomeae, Rhizostomatidae. The record is from RefSeq and is a predicted model, not a curated record.